Molecule: messenger RNA, 1095 nt
Organism: Saprolegnia parasitica CBS 223.65
Lineage: Eukaryota; Oomycota; Saprolegniomycetes; Saprolegniales; Saprolegniaceae
Exons: 3
Coding region: 40-1038 (332 amino acids)
Biological process (GO): negative regulation of extrinsic apoptotic signaling pathway in absence of ligand; positive regulation of DNA repair; multicellular organism development
Cellular component (GO): nucleus
Molecular function (GO): protein tyrosine phosphatase activity
Source: RefSeq, a predicted model, not a curated record
CCAGCACGAGGCCAUUUCGAACAACAGAUCGUAACGACCAUGAUGAAGCGCAAGGUGGUCGACAGUGCGCAAGGACCCUCGGGCAGCAAGGCCAAGAAGGCGCGGCCAUCCGUGCUGCCAUCGACCUGCGCGUCGGACGCGGCCUUCUUCAUGCACCAUCGGCCCGAGCUCCUCGACGGCUUGAACCUCGACUUGAUGGAGGAUGACAUGUACGCCCCGCCAGCAACAACGACGAAGAAGAAGACCAAAGUGCUCAUUUGGGACCUCGACGAGACCUUGCUGCUCUUUAGCUCGCUCUGCAAUGGCACGUACGCCCAGCGCGCCGGGCGCACGGCCGACGCGAGCAUGGCCCUCGGCGAAAGCAUGAUGUGCUUUGUCUUUACUGUGCUCGAGAAGCACCUCUUCUUUGACGAGCUCGACAAGGAAGACAUUGAACACGUGAGCCUCAUGACGCGCUACGACGACGGCGUCAGCCUCGACGCGUACGACUUCAACAGCGACGCGAUGACGCAGGACGCUAUAGGCAGCGCCGACCGGCUCCGGAAGCUCGCGUACCGCUACCGGCGCAUUCGGCAGAUCUACGAGCGCCUCGAGUCGGUCGCGUUCUUGACAGCCGGGACGCCGGAGGCCGACUUUUGCGCCGACCUACGCGACUCGAUCAAUGCGUUUGGCGACAAUUGGGGCGCGACGGCGCAGCGUGCGCUGCAAGCGGCGACCGCGCGCGGCUACAAGAACAUUGUCGUCACCAACUCGCAGCUCGUGCCGGCUCUUUGCAAGUGCCUCAUUUACGACCUCGACAAGUGGUUUCCGCCCGACAUGAUCUACUCGUCGUCGCACAUUCGAAAGAAGCAUUGCUUUGAGACGAUCCAGGCGCAGUACGGCCACGACAAGCACGAGUUUAUCGGGAUUGGGGACGGGCCCGAAGAAGAGUCGGCGAGCAGCGCCUGUGCCAUGCCCUUUGUCAAGAUUGCCAACAUUCACGAUUUGAUCGACCUUGCCGAGAUGCUCGAGGCCGAUACGCUGCCAACUGGCAUAUAGACAGCAGCAACUGCCAUUUCUUAUUUUAUCUUAUACGACACCCUCUUGAUCCCGCGU